Messenger RNA from Ilyonectria robusta, 1269 nucleotides. Its product is annotated as putative salicylate hydroxylase. Bases 1 to 1269 code for a protein of 422 amino acids. Gene Ontology annotation, molecular function: FAD binding; monooxygenase activity. The record is from RefSeq and is a predicted model, not a curated record. NCBI's taxonomy places the organism in Eukaryota, Fungi, Ascomycota, Sordariomycetes, Hypocreales, Nectriaceae. The transcript is spliced from 6 exons.
AUGCCAUCUCAAACUGGCUGGACGCAGCUCGAUAUCGCCAUUGUCGGCGGUGGAAUUGGCGGCCUGGCAGCGGCCACUUCCUUGCGAAGGCAGGGACACAAAGUCGCCAUCUACGAGAGAAAUGAUUUCGCCGGCGAAGUUGGCGCUUCAAUCUCAUGUGCUGCGAACGGUACCAAAUGGCUGGAGGAGUGGAACGUGAAUAUUCCGCUCGGCGACCCCGUCCUGCUGAAGAAACUCAUCAGCCGUGACUGGAAGACUGGCGAGCCAGUUAGCGUCUAUGAUCUGCAUGACUAUAAGGAACGCUGGGGAUAUGACUACAACAUGUUUCAUCGACAGUAUAUGCACAAAAUGCUGAUGGAUAGCGCUGUGAGCGAAGAGGGCGAGGGCAUCCCCGCCAAACUUAUCGUGAACCACAAGGUUGAAAAGGUGGACCUUGACACUGGUGACAUCACGUUCGCCAACGGCGCCAAGGCAAAGCACGACGCGAUCAUCGGCGCUGAUGGUAUUGGAUCAUCGCUCCGCAGUAUUUUUGGCAUCGAGGCAUCUCGUAAACCUGCAACCUGUACUUGCCUCCAUGCUAAUGUCGAAACUGCAAAAGCUGUUGAGUUGGGACUCGUUGACUAUUCCCAAAACAGCGCUCUCGAAUACUGGGGUGGAUACGAUACUCACUACAAGAUUGUCCUGUCUCCUUGCAAUGGUGGCACCCUUCUUUCCUACUACUGCUUCUUCCCAAGAGAGGCAAGUGACUUGGCCCACCACAGCUGGGACCAGGAAGCCACUGUAGAGGAGCUUCUGGCCCCGUAUCCUGACUUGGACCGCCAAGUGUUUAAGCACCUGGCCAUUGGGGCCGAGGUACGACCAUGGAGGCUUUGGCUUCACGAGCCCUACCCGUUUUGGCAGAAGGGAUUGGCAUGCAUAAUGGGAGAUGCUGCUCACCCAAUGAUGCCCGACCAGAGCCAAGGUGCCUGUCAGGCAAUCGAGGAUGCUGCAGCUAUUGGCCUCGUAUUCAGCAAGAAAAACUUCAAUGGUGACAUCCGGGAGUCUUUGGAGGUUUACGAAAAGGUUCGGAAGAAUAGAGCUACUAAGGUCCAGUCAGCAUCAGCCCGAGCCCGCGAGAAUAUCAAUGAGCGCAUUGGAUUUUCGAGCAAUACGAAUACCCCAGUGUACAAGGUUUCUGACGAGACCAACAAGCUCACAAUUGAGGAAAUGAAUCUGUACGAUAUGGACGCUCAUGUAGAGCAAGAAUUUCAGGCACGCAGAGGAAAUUAG